Messenger RNA from Lineus longissimus, 6461 nucleotides. RefSeq names its product proto-oncogene vav-like. The transcript has 22 exons. The coding region runs from base 7 to 2826 and encodes 939 amino acids. Gene Ontology annotation, molecular function: protein binding; guanyl-nucleotide exchange factor activity. The record is from RefSeq and is a predicted model, not a curated record. Lineage: Eukaryota; Metazoa; Nemertea; Pilidiophora; Heteronemertea; Lineidae. Gene Ontology annotation, cellular component: cytoplasm. Gene Ontology annotation, biological process: intracellular signal transduction; cell migration; regulation of GTPase activity.
UUCAAAAUGGCGUCAGAAGACGAGUGGCGAUUGUGUGUUGAAUGGCUUAUUCGAUGCAAUGUUUUACCCUCAGACCACGAAUUUACGCAGCAGGAUGCCGAAGUAGUCAGCUUAGCACAAAAUUUACGAGAUGGUGUGCUAUUGUGCCACCUCCUCAAUGUGCUGGCGCCGGAUUGUAUCGACCCAAAAGACUUCAGUCCUCGACCACAGAUGUCACAGUUUCUCUGCCUAAAAAAUAUUCGGGCGUUUUUACAGACAUGCAAAUCCAAGUUUGGGCUCAAGGAGGGAGAACUGUUCGACAGUUACGAGCUCUUCGACAUGAGGAACUUUGGAAAGGUCAUCAACACCUUGUCCAAGCUGUCGAAGACGCCGCACGUCCUCCAGAAAAUCGGCCAUGGCUUCCCCAUCAAUGAAGAGCUACAGUUCCAUCACGAUUAUAAAAACCUAGAAGACCUCAUGAAAGACAUUCAGGACAUAACCAUCUAUGACCGGGAUGACGAUGAUGAUGAAGAGGAGGACAUUUACGACACGAUAGUCUGCGGUGGGACAACAAAAGGUCAGGCGGCCGCUCUACCACCGAGUCCGACCGCCCCCGCCAAAUCAAAACGUGAUUUCUGCAUCAAGGAGUUGGUUGAGACGGAAAAUAACUAUGUGGAUGCGCUGAAUAUGAUUAUAACACAUUUCUUGAGGCCUUUGAGAAAUGUCUUACCACAGAUUGACAGGGAAAUCGUAUUUAAAUAUGUAGAGGACCUCGCCCAAGUUCACACUGGCUUUCACAGUGAGCUACACAAGGCAUGCGCAGCACCAACGCAAAGCACUCCGGCCUCGCCAAAAAUUAGUGACUGUUUUUUAAAAUGGAAAACAAAGUUUUUAAUCUACAGUGAUUUCUGCUCACAUCUGCCUGAUGCGCAAACACACAUUGAGGAAGUCUCCAAAAACGAGCUGAUCAAACAAAGUAUACUGGAGUGCCAACGAAAUGCCAAAGAUGGAAAGUUCAGAUUACGAGACCUUCUUCUUGUUCCUAUGCAACGAGUUCUAAAGUAUCACUUACUUCUCAAGGAGUUAAUCAAACACACCGACCCCGACCAAGACAAAGAUGGCCUCCAGAAGGCUCUCGAAGCUAUGGAAGAUCUGUCAGCCUACGUGAACGAAGUGAAGAGAGACAACGAACGACUUCUUCUUAUCAAGGAAAUACAAGAAAGUAUUACAGAGCUGACUUGGCCUGAGAAUACUUCCCUGAAAGAUUAUGGUCGACUACAGAAAGAUGGUGAACUUCGGGUGAGGUCACAUGAUGAUAAUAGACCCAAGACAAGAUAUGUGUUCCUGUUCGACCGUGUGAUGUUGAUGUGUAAAGCCAAGAUGAUGGAUAAGUUUUUAGGGGGUGAGGUCUACAGCUACAAGACAUGCUAUAUCCUCUCAAAUUACAAAAUGGAGGUACACAACAUCCCGACGAAUAAAACGAGGAUAGAAAAGUGGAGUCACCCAUUCCUAUUAGUCGAGAAGAAUCAGACGAAUGUCAUAACGUUCUUGACAAAGACGGACGACCAGCGAGACGCGUGGGUCUGCGCAUUACAGAUGGCUUUAGAAAAUAAUCAGCCUCCGGGUUACCGGGAGAAUGGCCAUGACUUUGUCAUGCACACGUUUGACAAGCCAACAGAAUGCAGCAUCUGUAAGAGACUUCUUCGGGGCAUAUUUUUCCAGGGCUACAAUUGCAAAAAUACCGACAUGAAUGUACAUAAAGAAUGCAUUCGAAGAGGUGAGAUAUUAAGAAAUGGAGCUCCCCUACCGGUGUCAGCGGGUCCGGGCAAUAUACCCCCUAGGCCUCCAGUAGGCCCACCUCCUGUGCCAUCCUCAAAACAGGCUAUAGGAAAGGUUAAAGCUGUACGUAAUUACCGAGGUAAUCCGGCGCCCCCUAAUGACCAGAGUCCACUCUUCUUUGAGAACACAGAUGUUCUGGAACUGCUUCAGCGGAGCAAUGACUGGUUUGAGGGCCGGAAGGGGAAUGUGGAGGGCUGGUUUCCCCGAAGUUUUGUCAAGGAUCUCCGGCAGCCGGGUGUUGAUUACCUGGAUGUCAAGCCACCUGAACAUCUUCCACUUCCCCCUGGUAUUGAGGGAGGGGGUCGGCCACCACCACUGCCUCCCGGCAAUGUCCGGCCACCUCAACCUCCACCCCCAGGACAGCGUACUACUAGUUGCCUGGAUGUCAACAAUGAUAUAAACCAUGUGGAUAACCGGCCUCCUAAGCAACUUCCACUUCCUCCGCAGCCGUUCCCUGAAGAUAGUUGGUUUGUUGGUCCAAUGUCACGAGAGGAUGCUGACAAGGCCCUGGACCACCAUCCCUGCGGGACGUUCCUGAUCAGAGAGAGCACAAACCAGAACAGGAAAGGCCAACAUGCUCUCAGUAUAAAACCUGCAGAUCACGUGAAAGCCAAACAUAUCAUCAUCAGACAAACUGAAGAUGACCAUGUCUAUAUCGCAGACGUCAAAUAUUUUCGGUGCCUCCCAGAACUGGUUGACUUCUACCAACAUAACUCACUAUCGGACAGCUUCACUGAGCUCAACACGACGUUAGUGCUCCCAAUGAAAGAGAGCCAGCGGCGAGUCGCGCCCAAAAACACCAUUAAGGGCUACGCAACGGCUUCCUUUGACUUUGCCGCUACAGCUGUCAAUCAGUUAUCGCUGAAACGUGGCGAUAAGGUGGCCAUCAUUAGUAAAAUGGGCGGAGAUAAGGGAUGGUGGAAGGGCCAACUUAAUGGAAAGAUUGGCUACUUUCCCUGUGCGUACGUGAAGGAAGAUGAAGUUCAUGUGGAAGAUGAUUGCGACUGACCGACCAGAUGCCAAACUUUCCCGCGUACCUCACGAUGAUGAAACCUUUCUGCUGAAUCGCCACAAGACAUAGAAUCCAUUAUACCCAGUCAUACUCCUACUUUGGAUCGAGUUCGACUAUUUCUGGGGUCAGGUGACGUUUUUGGCAUCACGUGGGAAAAAAGCCAAAAUGUGGGUGCAUGGAAGCAAGAGGGUAGAAUCGUAUCAGUCAUCAAAUUCAGUAUAUAAUGUGUGGCAAUAACGUGAAGUACUCGAGCUCAAAAUAACUCAGAAAGUUCAUCAGGAAGGCUAAAAUGACGUCAACGCUUGGACAAAAAUGUGACACGUCUCGGUUGAAUGAUACACUUGUCUGAGGUACGGGUCCUGAACCUGUGUUUGUUACAUCACACGUGCAGAGCGUAUUGAUAUGAGUAUGACAGGUGGACUGUGGUGCGGAGGGGAACGCACAACAUGUCAUUAGAUGGAAUGGAGUCACCGAUGUAGAAUGGACAUUACGCCUAAUGCUUUCAGUGUUGUAUCACAGACAAUGUCACCACCAGUUGAUCCUGUGCAAUCUCAGACUUUUUCAUACGUAAUGUGCAGGUUGAAAUACCAACUCAGGUUGCAAUUGAGUCGUUGUCUACCUGUAGGUGGCACCACUGUAUAAUAGUCUCCCUUGACCAAUGUACAAUGGCUUCAGCAUGCUCUCUUGUAAAUAUGUGUAGAUAUGAACUGUAAACAUGCUCGGCUUCUAUUGUGUAUGUCAUUGUUAGCUCUCUCAGCAGCUAUUCAAGAUGUUCAUUAUUUUCAUGACGGUGUUGCAGAAUCAGAAUGGGUAUCUCGAGGUCAGAUCUUCACACUUAAUAGGAGAAAGGUAAUAAGAAAUAAGAUUGUGCUGGAGAAAAGGACAGUAUUCUGAAGUUGUUCCCCCAGACUUGCAAGUGCAUUUAUUGAAGAAAACCUGCUGUGACUUUCAAUUGUGUUCAGUGGGGGAGGGGGUGAGAGUCCAGUGCAAAUAAUACAUUUUUGACCCAUUGUUGGUGUUGAUAGUUUAUAAUUGUCACGGUGGUGAUGAACUUCGCAUGUAAUGAUGAUGGGUCAGCUUUUGGUGGCUCUUGAAAUCCCUCAAUUGAGUCAGAUGCAUCAUAUCAACAAGGGUCAAUGUAUGAUUUGCACAUGGGCCCAGUGAGUGUUACUCAAUGCAGAAAUCAUGUGCUUGUUUAUAAAGCAACUUCAAUUUUGAGUAAAUUUAAUUUUUUUUACAAAAAAAAAGAAAAUUAUUUUUGAAAUGUUUUCGUAUUGGCAUGUUCAGUGUGAGAUAGCACAUUCUAAAGCUGAUUGGCUGUAGAGAUCAUGUGAUUGUUCGAUUGUCAAUUUAUAUUUAUUUUCAUCAUGCCUUGCUUAAUAUUAGGCAUUAUACAUGUUAUUGUAUUUGUGUAUGUAUAGCUCGUGUAUAUGUUAAUGUUAUAGGAACCGAGAGAUGAUGCAUGAUGAAGCAUGACUCGCCACUUUUGAAGAGAUUUUCAUGUUUAGAAACCGAAUUUUCAGUUGUAUAGUAGGAAUGGGGGAGAAAUCAAGCUGCAUAUUUUCAAGAAGGCUAUGUUGGAUUGUGGUAUACCUCAAUGACUGUCAGUUAAUACUUAUUACAAUGCACGAAUUGCCAUCUUGACACUUGAGACAGCUCCUUUUACUUACUAAAGAUGAUUCCCAGGCUGACAACCAUGUUUUGUUGCCGCCAUGAAUUGACCAAGGUGGCUGAUAUUGACAUGAGUUCUCCCCUUUCUGACGUCAGAGAAUUAGCUCCCCACCUAUGUGUUUGACGCUAUGUUGUUCUUGAUGUAUUUCCUUGACUACAUCCUUGGAAUCAGCUAUACAGUAUGUAGAAGAGUGUGUCGCUCAGUAGUUCAUCAGCCAUCGGGCGGUCUCAUUUGUCCACUCUAUAGUGCUCUAUACAUCUGUCUGUACCAACCAUCAAGCUGUAUUCUGCAUAUUUUCAUGCACUGUGACUGUAAAUGAAAUUCAUCUCCAACAUACUAUAUUUACUGUAAUGAUCAUAAUGACCUCGCCUAUGGAAAUGAUCCAGUUGGAUAAAUCUGUGAUGUGCUGUAAAAUCACAGUCUGCACUGAUCCAUGAGAAAUGUGAUUCCAGUUGUAUAGAUUUGAAAGUGGAUAUUCAGAUUGCUUGAUUUCAGGGGGCCAAGCACAUAUUUGAAAUGUUACCUAAAGGGAAACAAACAUCCAUGUAUUCAUAUAGAGCCUUGUUAAUAGGUACACAGAGGUUAUUUUACAGUACAGCCUAUUGAAUAGAAUAACAACAUAAAUAGAUUGUAAACCUUGUAUAUAUUACUUAACAUCCAAGGUGUAUUAUGGUAUAAUAGACUUCAUCUGCCAUUCUUUCAUCUGUGCUUGACUGAGGGUAUUUCAAGAGAACCAUACGUGCAUGACUGCAUGUACUUUGAUGACAUGUUCAAAAACCUUUGUUAUUCUUUAUGCUGGUUUCUGAGACGCCCUGUAUUGGGAUAUUUUGAUGUCAUUUUGUUUUCUAAGAGAGAGAAGUUGAGUAGUAUAUUCGACGUGACUCCGACAAAUAAAUGAAGAGAUUAGUUCGUAAACCAUAACAUAAAAUUUGCAGUUCAUAUUUAUGGAUGCGAAAUUAUUUAUUCUGAAAUAUUUUGGUUCUUGAUGUAUACAUUUUGUACAGGACUCAGCAUGCAUCGAAGAUCAUGAAAUUACCUAAUGUCUGGCUGAAGGGUGAGUGAAAAACCAUUGAGAUUGCAAAUGUAUGUUUUCUAAAUCCUUUAAUCCCGUGCAGUUGGGCAAGGAAUGUUUAGUUUCUAAUCGCAACAGGUUUCUUCGUCAGUCUUAUUUCAGAAUGGAAGUGGCCGCAUGUACUUCUCAAUGUUUAUUCACGACUUAAAACGCUGACCUGAGAGAAAUUGGUAGAGUGACUCCCAAGUUUCUCGUUGGUAGGCUAAUGAGGUGAUAGCUAUUACACCACUACUUUGUUGAAAACAUUUUUGGAAAUAAGUUGUGUCUCAAACCAUUUGACUGCAUGUACAUGUACAACGUGGCUCAUGCAGCAUCAGACGUGUGGCUUUUUAUUGGGCAUCUCAUGUGAAGAAGAUGCUCAGACUUAAAGCAUAUCAGAUAUAGCCGAAAUGAGUCAAAUUAUAAUGUGUAAAUGGUCCUCCAACAGUCUUUGCUGUGUAUUGGCACAAAUGUGGGUCAUUUAGGUAGCCUCUGGUCAUGGAAUGCAUUGUCCUUACAGGCUGGUUUGGGGCAGUUUUUGGGCUCGACCAUGUCGGUUGCUCAGCACAAUUAACAUCCAGGUUUGAAGUAUAAAAGACAGACGACAUGAAAUCAAAGAAACAUGGAUCCAGCGAUGCAUUGGCCUAAGCUUGUCAGGACUUAGAAAUGAGAAAUUUAUUUCCACCAUCAUUCUAAGUUGUUAAUUUGUUGACUAGCCUUGCCAGUUGGCAAUGUAAAGCCAAAGGUUUGUGUCAGUCAGCUUAGGCUGCCAGAAAGGUCCUGUGAUGUGCAGAAUGGAGACGUGCUCUAACCACCUAACCGAAACCAUUAUUUAUAUAGGAUUUUCUACACUUAUUUACAAGUCAUGUACAUUUCAACAAUAAAAUGUGCUAUGUAAUUCAUGCCAA